This is a messenger RNA of Plutella xylostella (diamondback moth), 1561 nucleotides long. Lineage: Eukaryota; Metazoa; Arthropoda; Insecta; Lepidoptera; Plutellidae. The record is from RefSeq and is a predicted model, not a curated record.
ACUUGAAGAAAUGCAAGAGCAAAUUGGUUUGAAUUUGGCAAACCGAUUGACCAAAAAGCAUGUACAUUUCAGAAACUCCAUAAUGAAUGUGAAACUUGCUACCCAACUGCUGAGUAGAAGUGUCUCAAAAGCAAUUGAGUUUUGCCGACAAGAACUUAAACUUCCUGGUUUUGAAAAUAGUGAAGCAACCGAAAAAUUUAUUAUGAUAAUGAACAACAUUUUUGAUAUUUUCAAUUCCCGAAACUUCAGUUCCCAUGGCUUUAAACGUCCAAUUAUUCCAAUAAUGAAAGAUGAAGUUUUUGCGGAGUUACAAGAAGCCAAAGAUAUGAUAUUGAGUCUCAACAUAAAAGUUUCUAGAAAAAGAACUUAUAAAGAGCACCAAACCUCUAAGAAAAUCACACUAAAAACUUGUACACCUAUACUAAAAUCCCCUUGCUUCACCGGGUUUCUUGGAGUUCUUGUGUGUAUUAAAAGUUUGGAAUCGUUAUAUGAGACUCUAAUUGAAUCCAACAGGCUGCGGUACUUGACCACGUAUAGAUUAAGUCAAGACCAUAUUGAACUGUUUUUCGGAUCAAUUCGAAUGCAUGGCGGACACAACGACAACCCAAAUGCUCGUCAGUUCAAAGGCAUUUACAGAAAACUUCUGUGUCACAUGGAACUAAAAUCAGCGGAAUCGGGUAAUUGUGUCCCCUUAGAGCACAUAUCUAUUUUGAUGUGUUCUUCCGCGCUAAAAUCGAUAAAUGAAACCGCUGCUUCAACGCGGCCAGAUGAUGAUGAGGCCGAAACCAGUGAACAGGAAUCUUUAGGUGAAAACCUGGAACGUGCGUCACAAUUGUUACACAACACACAGUUUUGGGAGUACAAAGAACAGGUGGUAGGAUACAUCGCUGGUUAUGUCGCAAGGAGCUUAUUAAAAAAAAUCAAAUGUACUGCGUGUAUUGAAUCCCUGCUGGCAAAAGAAAAAAAAGUAUUUCACAAAUUUGUAAGUGUGAGAGAUGAAGGGGGUUUGGUGUACGCCUCACAAGAUACGUACGAUAUUUGCAAAAUUACUGAAGAAGUUUUGAGAAAAUAUAUGUGUGUACAGGAUUUCAAAAUGACCAGUAUAAUACAUGCAAAGAUAAUGUACACAGUAUUGAAAAAAAAUGUAGGCAAUAACAACUUCUUUGCUGUCACAACUGAGCAUAUUUGUGGUUCACUGCACCAAAUAAAUAUAAUAAGAUUGGUGGCAGAAAAAUAUUUGAUGAUACGAUGUUAUCACAUGUGUAAAUUAGACAACUUAACCAGUAAUGUAAAUUCAAAAAGAAAAUUAUUUAAAAAGCAAAUUCAAAGAGAAGGAAAUUAAUAACAUGAAGAAGUGACCGAGCAUUUGUGAAAUGAUAUUUUGACAGUCGACAAAUAAUUGUAAUAAAUACGCUGUAAAAAGCGAGUGGUGCGGUGGUAACUCGGGUGAGUCGGAUAAAUCAUACUAUUAACGUAUUUUAACUAAUUUAAAUUUCCCUAAAAAUAUCACCACAUUAUUAUGAAUUUUCUACCAACUUAGUAGAAUUUUACUUACGUUGCC